Messenger RNA from Rhipicephalus sanguineus (brown dog tick), 756 nucleotides. It is a transcript of the gene mRpS16, whose product is annotated as probable 28S ribosomal protein S16, mitochondrial. The record is from RefSeq and is a predicted model, not a curated record. The transcript has 2 exons. Gene Ontology annotation, biological process: mitochondrial translation. Lineage: Eukaryota; Metazoa; Arthropoda; Arachnida; Ixodida; Ixodidae. Gene Ontology annotation, cellular component: ribosome; mitochondrial small ribosomal subunit. Gene Ontology annotation, molecular function: structural constituent of ribosome. The coding region runs from base 130 to 522 and encodes 130 amino acids.
AUCUUUGCCGCUGGUGUCGCUAGCUGCGCGGCGCGCUAGCACAUGGCGGCAGCGAAAGGUUGCGAAGAGUGUUGCGGGAAAUAAUACGCCAAAUUUCCUGUGGCUGCAUUUGCACGAAGAGACGGUAUCAUGGCAGCUCAAGCCGUCCCGAAGGUGCGUAUCCAGCUGCUGCUGAAAGGUUGUGCAAACCGACCCUUCUACCACCUCGUGGCAGCACGACUGCGGCGACGGCCCCGUGACGAGGACACCAUCGAGCAGAUCGGUUCCUUCGACCCGAUGCCCAACGAGCGUAAUGAGAAGUUAGUGGCCGUCAACUUUGACCGGCUUAAUUAUUGGUUUGGGCAGGGAGCCAAGACGAGUCCUGGAGCAGGCAUGCUCUUAGGUUUGGCAGGGUACACAAGCGUGCAUCCGAAAGUCUACAUGAAGGCGUGGAGGAAACGGCGUGCAGCCAUUGCGGAAGAGGAGAAGGCUGCGAAGGAAGCCGCAGAAGCAAAGGACGAGGCAGCCAAAGCUGAGAGCUAGGAUUAAAAUGCUGUGUGUUUGUUCUUUCGUGUCCCAGAUAAUAGUGUCGAAGUCGGCACACACAGUAAUAAUAAUGGUGCUGAACUUUGCUUGAAGUGCACUUUAAGUCGUAGUGUGUGUGUGCUAGCUGGAUCUGUUAGAAUGUGUGAAGGUGCUUUCAUAUGUUUACCUGGACUAGACAGAAAGCAGUUGUGGCUGAUAAACUAAUAAAUUUUAGAAAUUACCAAUGGGCCA